Messenger RNA from Eublepharis macularius, 4677 nucleotides. It is a transcript of the gene HSPA13, whose product is annotated as heat shock protein family A (Hsp70) member 13. The coding region runs from base 294 to 1640 and encodes 448 amino acids. The transcript is spliced from 5 exons. Gene Ontology annotation, biological process: cellular response to unfolded protein; protein refolding; vesicle-mediated transport. NCBI's taxonomy places the organism in Eukaryota, Metazoa, Chordata, Lepidosauria, Squamata, Eublepharidae. Gene Ontology annotation, cellular component: nucleus; cytosol; cytoplasm. The record is from RefSeq and is a predicted model, not a curated record. Gene Ontology annotation, molecular function: ATP hydrolysis activity; misfolded protein binding; heat shock protein binding.
UGGCGCUUUCUGCCGUAUUGAUCUGUAUGUACUAGUCCAGCCUUUGUCCCGAGCUUCGUUAAAAGUUCUUCGUUCUCGCCUUUUUCUUCGGGGAGACAAACGGGGCAACGCAGCGUCUCCAUGUGCGAAACUCGGGACCUGGCAUCGCGGCUCGUGAGCCAGAGAUAAAGACGAUCCAUGCGGACAUCUGCAGAGUGUUUCCCAGUUUCUAACGCAAGCGAUCUAGGCACGCUAGAGGUUCUGCUAUUUUGACACUUUUGUUAGCUGGGUACCUAGCCCAACAGUAUUUGCCUAUGCCCACGCCAAAAGUAAUCGGAGUUGAUCUUGGCACCACGUACUGUUCUGUUGGUGUGUUUCUUCCUGGCACAGGACAGGUGAAAGUAAUUCCUGAUGAAAAUGGGCAUAACAGUAUCCCAAGCAUAGUGUCAUUCACAGAGAAAGAUGUGUAUGUAGGAUAUGAUGGACUAGAGCUGGCCGAUUCGAAUCCCCAGAACACUGUGUAUGACGCCAAAAGAUUUAUAGGGAAGAUAUUCACUCCAGAAGAAUUGAGAUGGGAAAGCAGAAGAUAUCCGUUUAAGAUUCUUAAUAAUAAAGGAACUGCAGAAUUUUCCAUUGCAACAAAUGAGACGUAUAAUAUAACACCAGAAUAUAUUGGUUCUCAGCUGCUUCUUAAAUUGAAGAGGAUGUCAGAGGACUAUCUUGGCAUGCCAGUUUCCAAGGCAGUAAUUUCAGUACCAGCAGAAUUUGACGAAAGACAACGAAACUAUACAAUAAAGGCAGCUAGCCUUGCAGGACUGGAAAUCCUGCGAGUAAUUAAUGAGCCUACAGCUGCAGCUAUGGCGUAUGGUCUCCACAAGGCUGAUGUAUCUAAUGUUCUAGUAGUGGAUUUGGGUGGAGGAACAUUGGAUGUUUCUCUGUUGAACAAGCAAGGAGGGAUGUUUCUGACACGAGCCAUGGCAGGUAACAACAUGCUUGGAGGACAGGACUUCAACCAGCGGCUACUGCUUUACUUGUAUAAUGAAAUCCAUCGGAUGUAUGACUCUUUGCCCACCAAAAAGGAAGAAAUACAUAGACUUAGACAAGCUGUAGAAGCUGUCAAACUGAACUUGACAAUUCACAAUAUUUCUACAAUCAGGAUACCUCUUACCAUGCCAGAGAAGAAAAACCAACAUGAACAUUUGCAGGAAGAGAACCGAGCGCAUAGUAAACAAGAUGAAUAUGAAGAUUUCACUAAAGAUAGCCAUUCAAUGAAAGAUAAUAUGAGGGACAGAGAAACACAGAGCAGCACUUCAAAAAAAAUUAUCUUUGAAACACAAAUUUCCCGGAAACUUUUUGAGAUGUUAAAUGAAGACCUUUUUGAGAAAAUCCUUGUGCCUAUUGAGCAGGUGUUGAAAGAAGGACAUCUAGACAAGUCAGAAGUAGAUGAGAUUGUAUUAGUUGGAGGUUCUACUCGUAUUCCAAAGAUACGAAAAGUUAUUACACAGUUCUUUGGGAAGGAACCGAACACCUCUGUUGACCCAGACCUAGCAGUGGUAAUAGGGGUGGCUAUCCAGGCAGGAAUUGUUGGGGGAUCCUGGCCUCUGCAAGUUAGUGCUGUUGAAAUUCCAAACAGGCAUUUACGAAAGAGAAAUUUCAACUGAUUGUCAGUGUUCUUACGUUCUAUUAUUUUUAGUUCUAUAACUUAAUUCCAUUUGCAUGUUUCUGUACUGUUCAGUAUACAUUGGGUUGUGUUCUGCAGAUCUGCCCCACUGAGAGUAGUCCAUUCCUUCAAUGCAGAGAGCGUAUUUCCACUGUAAGAGUUUCUUCUAAGCUGAAGAAAAGCACUGCUAGUCAUGUAGCAAAUCCAUGGGAUCCAACUGAUUACUUUUUCUCUCUUCUAAGGGAUUGGACACUUGAAAUUGAUUAGAAUAUUUUCAGCUUUUACUUGAGCUGGAAAAGAGCAUAAGUUUCUGAAGACCCCCCCCCCCCAAUUUUCAUAAUCAACAGGACCUCAAGACUUCAUUACUUGAAAACGGAAUGACGUUGUUCUGGAGUAAUGACUGAAAUAGUAUUGACAAUGAAUCCUGGUGUUUCCCAGGAGCUGGUAUUGGCUGUGACCUGGCCUGGUGUGUAGCAGUAUUAAUGCAGAUAGCGCAACUAAAGUUCAACUUAUACAGCAUUUAAAAGCACUUUUCUCAAGAUUGUGUUCAUGCUUGAAUAUGCUGUGGAGAGAAGCACUUUGCUAAGAACUGAUUUGCAGAAACCACCGAAAUAAAUCUUUGUGGUGUGGAACAAUAUCAAUGCUUCCCAGUUAAUAUGUUUAACAGCAGGUGCUCCAGAGAGGUAUCACUAUUGGACACUUGAAGCACUCCCUUGUUAGAGACAUUUGUACAUGUUGCCACCAGCUGUACAUAUUCUGAUGAUAAGUUGGAAACUGCAGACAGAGAUUGUGCAACAAUAUUAUAUAAGCUUGCCUGAGUUGUUGGCUUUCAGUUUUGAUGGGAUAAUGCUAUUGAAAUUAUUUCAUUAUGUGCUUUUUUUUCCUGAAAAGUUGCUGUGCAAAGAGGCUUACUUAAGCAUUCUAUAAAAGUCCUUGAAUCAGCAAGUUCACCCUAGACUGUUGUAGAAAGUAUUGAAAAAAAGCCUCCAAAGCUACUACAGAAAUUCCUGGUAAUAGUAAUUCUGGUAUUUUCAAGCUGCUGUUUUAGAAUUUUGAAGUAAAUAUUUCACUGUUUACUGCUGAGUUUAGAUUUACUUUUAAGUUUCCAAUGAAAGACUUAGGGAUUGAUCCCAACUCCUAACAUGACAAAGCUCACACAGUGUUAUGCUGUGAAUGCAGUCAACAUUGAGUGUUUCUAGAUACUGAUUUAAUGGGACAAAAUAUUAUGAAAACUAAAGCAAUCUGAGAUACAACCAUCAGUGAUUUCCCACAAUGUGCCAGGAUAAAGUAGUCACAAGCACCACUUUCUGAUUGCGUAGUUUAUACAUUGUAUGCGUCUGCUUGAAUUGUGGUCAAAGAUUGCUGCAACUGCUUGUGUGUAGAGCAAAAAUUAUUAUAAGAGAUGGUCCCAAAUACUUGGUUAAACUCAGGUGCCCUGGUGAAGAUUUUUCUAGAGGUGUUUGGCAGAUGUGCUCUUUUCUGAUAGGUGGCAUGAAGACCCAGAAAAUAUUUGUAAUGAUGUGUAAGAGACUGUACAGAGCAGAAUUUGUGUGAACUGCCCUGUAGAUGUGGAUCUCCUAUAGGAACUAUAUAUGAUAUUGGUAUUAGCAGGAGCAUAAGAUUCUUGGCUAUGAUUGAAAGAACUGUGAAAUUAGUUAUGUAAACUGAAGGCGGCAGGAGGGGAGGUCAACUGUUUUUAUAGCAUCUUCAAAUAGCAGCUCCCUAUACAAGAAAACAAAUUGCUUUUAUAACAAAAUACCCCUUAAGUGAGGGAAAGCAUAUCUUUAAAUCUUGACCUUUUUGUAUCUCAUUGUAGAAAUAAAAAUUAGUAAAGACCUUAGUUUUAAAGGAAUCCAAAAUUUUUAAACAAUAGUAUACAAGAAUACAUCAGGCCAAGGAUCAAAUUGUUUGUAGGCAUCAAAGAAAGUAGCCAUGCAACCAUUUUUUAAAAAAAUAUAUUUCAGAUUAAAUGCCAUUAUCAUGUUAGUGGACAGAUUAAAAUAAAAUCAGUUUUUUCUUAUGCAUCUCCUUUAUCUUGCCAACCUGAGACCAUCUCUCCUAAAACUGGGAGCAGAGCUUCCAUGUAAUGUUGCUAAACUUGGCAACCCCCCACCCCCCAAAUCAACUGUUAAAAAUGAUGGUUAUCGACCCAUUUUUAUUAAACUGUACAUUAGAAUCCUUUGUCCAGUGAUAAUUUGUAUGGCAAACAGUUAAAAUAUAAGCAGGACCAAAUCUAAAUGAAUUAAGCGUAAUGGAAGAAUUUUAACUGAAAAAAAUUCAGCUUCAUAAAAUUAGAAUACAAUUUGGUAUCUCAAAUUUGUAUUUAAGAAUAUAGGUUUCUAGAGUUUUCAGAAUACCAGCAAGGAAUUUGCGUGCAGCUUAAUGCUAAAAGUCUUCACUUGCUGUAGCACAAACAAGCAGAGCAGCUUUGGUGGUCUUGACUCUCACAGUCAGGUGCCGUUUACUAGUUUUCUGGCAGGCAGAAUCCUAAACCUAUGAGCUGUUGUGCUGGCACAAGAACUUGUAGGAAUGGGUUGGAUCAGUUUCAAGGGUAUAAGAUUCAUGUGAAAACUUACUGUUUUUCAGAGUAGUAAAUAUUUUGGGCAUUACUGUGAAGUUGCUGUGACAAACCAUCACAGGAACCUAUUUUUAAAAGAAGGAAUUAUAGUCAAAUGGUACUGUACUGAAACCAUUAGCUUUUGAAAACAGGCCCCUGAACACUUGUACAUUCAAGUUACCUACAAGGGUUUCUAUAAAAUAAAGACUUCUACUUAUUUGUGUGCCUUAACUCCAUUUCUUGAGUAACAAAAGCACCUUUCUGCAGUUUGGGAGUAUGGUUUAUAAAUGAAGGAUGGGUAACAAAAUUGGUACUCUUCUGGAGACUACAGCUACAAAACACUUUUUUUGUAUUAUAAAAAUAAAUUACUUUGUGUACUAUGUCUUGUUUAUUUCGAGAUGUAGUUCCCUUAGGUGUAUAUGAGGACAAGAAAAUAAGGGGGAACUCUGAUCCUGCAUUUUUUAAUUUGUUAAUGUUACUG